GUGUGUGUCCUGCGGCGUUUGCUUCAGUACAGUUGGACAUCCCGCUCUCCGCCGUCUUUGGCAGAUAUCUAUUUCCUGGUCGUUCCGUUGGGAGUGGCCGUUGCCCUCGUGACGCAAAUGCUGUGUGACCUCCCGGAUUUAUGCGUCUUUCCGGACUUGUACAAGGAGUACAGAGCGAGCAGGAGACGUUAAAGCAAUGAGGAGGACUUUUUCCUGGAGGUUAGUGAAGUUGCUCACCGUUUCAGCCGUGCUCGCGUCUGCUUACAUUUUAGUGAGUACCGUCACAGUAACACCGAGUAAACAUCCGCCAAAGCUAAGUCCGCUUCCAGAGGAGGAGUACAGGCUCAUAGCCCCUAAAACAUACCAGUAUAAUCUCAAUCAGCCUGCUGUAUGCAAGGACACAACCCCCUUCCUGUUUUUUAUGGACCCAGUUGCCCCUGUGGAGGCUGCAGCAAGGGAGGCCAUCAGGAAAACAUGGGGUGCUCCAGGUCAGGACACCCGCACUCUGUUCUAUGUGGGGCUCCCAGAGGGGGGGCAGGUGUCAAGCAUUCAGGCCAAGUUAGAGGGGGAGAGUAAGUAACAUGCAGACAUCAUCCAGUUUAACUUUCGCGACAGUUACCAGAACCUGACAAUCAAAACCAUGAUGAUGAUGAACUGGCUGGCGACCCACUGCCCAAACGCCUCCUACGCCAUGAAGGUGGAUACUGACAUCUUUGUGAAUGUGUUUUACCUCAUCAGAAGACUGAGGAGCUCCCCGAGGCAGGGCUUCAUCACAGGCUCAGUGAUAGCUGAUGGCCGACCGAGGAGGAACAGUAACAGCAAAUGGUAUGUGUCAGAGGAGCUGUACCCUGAGGACAGCUUCCCUCCGUAUGUGUCGGGAGCUGGGUAUGUCUUCUCUGCAGACCUUGCUGCCAGGAUCUCCUGGGCAUCCAGAUUUAUCAGGAUGAUACCCCUGGAGGACGUCUACGUGGGGCUGUGUCUGCGUGUGCUGGAUGUCCAGCCGGUGUACUCCAGCAGCCUGCUGACCCUCAGGUUGUUUGAAAUCAAACAUUUGGGGUAUGACAGGUGCACCUUUGCCAAAUUGGUCAUUGCCAAUGGAUUUAAGCCAUCACAACUGCUGCACAUGUGGCAGGACUUCUCCAAAGGACACACCAGCUGCUGACAUUAACUUUUACCAAGUGCUUCACAGUCAACCCAAGCAUGAGCAGCCUGCUGUACAGGACAGAAAAAGUUAUUGACAUUCUGAAUUUAACAAACACAUUUGUCAAUGAAUCAGUUAUUCAACAAAAAUUAAAUGACAGCAGUUAUGAUAAUAAUCCUUAAAGUUGUUCUCAACAUGCCCCCAAUCCCCAAGGGAUUCUGAGACAUGAAAUGUUUUUCAUUUUGAAAUGUGACAGAAGGAAAAGCACAGGAGUUAAUACUAAACUGCAUUCAGUUUGAGGGUCCUGGUUUUGUUCAUGCUUGCUCACUGUCACACUUUCAUGGCUUACUGGGACACAUGAAUAGAACAGAGCCUUUUCUACUAUGACAAGUCCAAAUAUAUGCUGUGAUAAAAACCUACAAGAAAAAAAAAGCAUAUUUCUGAUGUUCUGAAGUUUUCCCUAAUCUAUCUAAUCUAAUCUGUUUUAUUGUAAAAUCGUUGUUAGUUAAGCUCCAGACUUCUAAAAUACAGUCAGAAAAGGUAACAUUACUCUUUAAUUGAACUGUGCACAAACCAUAGACACAUGCAGCCUGUUUUAUGGCUUUGUUUUGAAGUCAGUCCUCAUGCAUAUACUUCAUGAUUAAUUUCCAAAAACUGACACAUUAAUUGAUAAUAAAACCGAGGGCUCCUGAUUCUUUUUGUUGAUUAAUUACAGAAUUGCAGAGAAAUGUCUAUCAAGAGCUGAGAUCUUUAAAUGUCUUGUUUUUUUCUGACCAGAAUUAUCAGUUUAUGGUCCUGUCAAACAAACAAAAUGGGAACUCAAUAAUGUUUGCUUAUCAAAAGAAAAUUGAAGAUAAAUUCUAAUUAAAUAUCAGUGAAUUAAACAAAUGAGUCUCUUAACACACUACAUGAUUAAAGGAAACUAUAAGAUUCAUAAUUUUGUCUGUAAAAUGUUCAAAAAUAAUGAAGAAGAGUCCAAGGCAACGUUUACUGUCCAAAUCCCAAAGAGAUUCAGUACAUCACAUGAGCAACAUCAAAGACUCCCUGCAAGUUAAUACUGAUAACACUCAUGAAUUUGAUAAUCCGUGAUUAAAAUAGAUGUUUUUUUUAAGUGUUGGACUAAUGGAUCUGUUGUUUCAGUUCUAACUAAUAAUGAAGGUAACUGUUGAAGAAUGAUUGUCAUUUUCUAUUUCAUGUGCCCCAGAAUGUUUAUCCAAAGUGCUGGAAAAGUCACAUGGUAAAAAUGACUGUAUAUUAAUCUACAGCAGGGGUAGAUGUCAUCAUGGUUUCUCAGAAUUCGCAGUUUACACCAAAGACUAUUUAAAAAUAGAUCAAUUUUACUGUAAUUGUACCUAUUCUCCAGUUAGUGCCUGAUGGUUUUGGGAUCCACAUCUAUGAUAAAAGGCAUUACCCAGAAAACACGUUGUGUAAGAAACACAUUGCACUUCUGCUAUAUAAUAUGAAUAGCUUCACAGAAUGUGGACUUUAUAACAUAACUUGCUGCUAAUUUGCCAGGUUACUGUGCCAAUUUUUAUUAAAGUACAAAUCUUACAACAGUGUGCUUCUUUAUUUAUGUGCGGUAGUUGCACAUGACAACCAGCUAGUGGCAGUAUUUGUCAGAUGACACAGGUUCCACUCAAAAGUGUAAGAGGACUUUGCUGAUGACUCAGUGCCUAAUGCAGAUAUACCGUGAUCUUUGGACAGUGAUCAUUUUGCAUUGAUUUUGCUCUCAGAAAAGCAUUUAUUUGCUUUAAUUUGAUAUUUUGUUUCCUAUUCCCUUUUAGGUUAAAACUGUUUGAUACUGCUGACUGUACACCAGAAUGCCUCAUAGAUACCUUAAUAUGUAGUAAGAAAUGCUGAAUCAAUAAUAAUAAUAAUAAUAAUAAUGAUAAUAAUAAUAAUGAUAAUAACAAUAAUAAUAAUAAUAAUAAUAAUAAUAAUGAGAAGAUACACUGCAUCCACUUGUCUGUCAGUGAGUCAAUUUAUUUUUUUAUUUUUUAGUGUAAUUCAUUGCUGCUGCUUUUGUUGUGCUAGUACUUUUGCUACUGCCACCUUGGUAUCACUGGAGACUUUCAGUUUGCCACGCUGAAAUAAAUACC
Messenger RNA from Epinephelus moara (kelp grouper), 3240 nucleotides. It is a transcript of the gene b3galt8, whose product is annotated as beta-1,3-galactosyltransferase 8. Lineage: Eukaryota; Metazoa; Chordata; Actinopteri; Perciformes; Serranidae. Gene Ontology annotation, cellular component: membrane. The record is from RefSeq and is a predicted model, not a curated record. Gene Ontology annotation, molecular function: N-acetyl-beta-D-glucosaminide beta-(1,3)-galactosyltransferase activity.